Molecule: messenger RNA, 2018 nt
Organism: Prunus avium (sweet cherry)
Lineage: Eukaryota; Viridiplantae; Streptophyta; Magnoliopsida; Rosales; Rosaceae
Product: Enhancer of polycomb-like transcription factor protein
Biological process (GO): regulation of transcription by RNA polymerase II
Cellular component (GO): NuA4 histone acetyltransferase complex
Source: RefSeq, a predicted model, not a curated record
CCAAAAGAUUUUGAACCCAAUCCAAUCCAAUCCAAGCCGGUCUCUGCAGAACUGCUUCGUCUCCAACGCCUGAAACACGAAAACCCUUUUCUCUGUCUCUGUUUCUCGGAGAAGAAACAUUUAGGGCUUGAUUGAUCCGAGUUCUUGAUUCCUGAACAUCCAAAACCGAACCCUAAUUCCCAAUUCAAUACGCUGUCCAAGUAUCACAAGUAGUUCUAUUCCUUCUGAAGCAAACCCUAAUUGAGCCCUAAGAACCCCAACAGGCUGGUUUAUUAGUCUCGUGUGGAAAACAAAAAGGAUUGAAGAGCUAUGAGCAGAAGCCGAAAUGAGUAGGCUUUCAUUCAGACCCCGCCCUCUUGAUAUUCACAAAAAGCUCCCCAUUGUCAAGUCUGUUAAGGACUUCGAAGACGAUGACACCCCAACUUCUACUCGCAAUUCUCAGCUUCUGCGUCUCGCCGCCGAUGCCGCCAUUGAAACUGAGGUGCCCCAAACCCCCACCAACAAGAAACUCGCUCCUGAAAUACCAACUCCUCAGUUUGUUGUUGUUGACACUUAUGAACGCGACUAUUCUCGCACUUUUGCCCAACCCAAUUCGUACCUUCGCGCAAGAGGAGCUCGGGCCGAGCUCGGAGAGUUUGUGGAGUAUGACCUAGACAAUGAGGAUGAGGACUGGCUCUACGAGUUCAACAAAGAAAAGAAUAUUCUUGCUCCUGACAAGCUUGAGAGUAUUAUUUUUAAGUUGGAGGUUUUGGAUCAUAAGGCGCGAGAAAGAGCAGGAGUUAUAACUCCUACACUUGCUUCACCAAUCCCUGUACUUCUACAACAUGAUGUUGCUAGUGAGGCUCUCCAACCUCAGUCCCUCAGAUAUGCUGUUAUCCAAUCUAUUUAUAAUUAUUGGAAAGAGAAGCGUGAACGAUGGCAGAAGCCUAUUUUGCGUCGUUUGCAGCCUCCUCCACCGGUUAAUGACACCAACCCAUACAAUGUCUUUAGGCCAAGGGAGAAAACCCACAGACUGCACACAAGAAGGAUGCAAAGAAGGGAAAACAAUGUGCAGUCAUUUGAAAAGCUUCGUCAGGUCAGACGCAACCUGGACCAAGCCAAGACCAUACUGGAGGCUUUAAUCAAGAGAGAAGAGAAAAAGCGGGAAGUCAUGGAGAUUGAAGUUAGUCUUCAAAUAAUCCAAAUGAAGUACAAGCAUGAAACUGAGCUCCUGGAAGAUAGCUUGGCCCUUCCGGGAUUUCCACCUGUAUCUUGCAAAUUUGGUUCAAGUGAGGAUGAAUUUGUUGAUUCAGAUGAUGUUGCAAACAGUCGGCCCCGCACACGACCUUCUGCAGUACAGAAUCCGCCUUUAACUGACUCCAAUAUGGUACAGAAGCAAGAGUUUAGGCGGCGGCAUGCCCCACAAGGGUGGCUUCAUAAAAUGGAUCCUCUUGAACCAGUUUUGUUAUUUACAAGACCUCUAGUUCCAGAGAAGUUGGCAGCUGCAGGCAUUGUUCCACCAUCAGAUUCUUCAACGAAAAAUGGAGUACCGACACCACCUUAUAAAUUUCGAGGAAGAAUUGGCAGAGGAGGCCGAUUGGUAUUUGAUAGAUGGAACCCCUUGAUGCAUACUCCAAUGGACUGUGGGAAUUCUUUUUAUAUACCACCUAAACCUCGACCUACAACAUACAAUUGAUUUUAUUGCCUCUCGUGUUUCGUCUUCCAGUUGUGGCAGACAACUCACUGGAAAGAGGUGCAAUUAACUAUUUGGAAGACAUUGAGGGGGGUUCCUGGGGAAACUGUGUGGUUGUGUUAACCUUCUCUCACGCCAGGAUAUGGGUAUCCAUGGAAGCCUGCCAUUCUUGUAAUUUUGACUAGAGAUCAAGGGUACUUAUGGAAGGGAAGGAGGGUUGAUGUAUUGUAUUUUCCUUCUGUUAAUGCUUGUUAAAAUUGUAUUCAUCUGCCCUGCUCUUCCCCAUGUACAAAGCAACUCUAAAAUUCUUGAGAGGCAGAUCCAAUGUCUCAUUUCCCUUUACCAA